Anneissia japonica is the source of this 936-nucleotide messenger RNA. RefSeq names its product RNA-binding protein 25-like. The record is from RefSeq and is a predicted model, not a curated record. Lineage: Eukaryota; Metazoa; Echinodermata; Crinoidea; Comatulida; Comatulidae. Bases 97 to 744 code for a protein of 215 amino acids. The transcript is spliced from 3 exons.
GUCCUUCUGGUGGUGAUUGUUGGUGGAAGGUUCCCGAAUCCAUCCAAAGAUAAGAGUGAACAGAGGACUUCAAAUCAACACAGAGAUAGUAAUCAGAUGCAAAAACAAAUGACAUCAUCAAGAAACCAGGAAUCAAGUGACUCUAGCAGCUCAUCAUCGCCAUCAUCAUCAUCCAGUUCAUCAGAAGAUGACAGGCAUUCGAAGAAGAGGAAAAAGAAGAAACACAGAAAGAAAGAUGAUUCAUCAGACAGUGAGGAGGAAUUUAAAAGAAAAGACAAGAAGAAGAUGUCAAAAAAAGCUCAGGAGGAGAGGGAGGUGUCCAGAAGGAAAAGAGAUGAAGAGUUUGAUCAUGAUAGGAGGAAAGAUAGAGAAAAAGGAAGAAACAAAGAUGGAAAAGAUCAUCGAAAGAGAGAAAGGAGCCCAAGUCAUGAAACACACCACAAAAACGACAGAGAAAGUGCCAGACACCAAAAAUAUGAGAGAGAAAGAAGUAGAAGUCGCGACAGACACCAAAAUCGCAAAAGAGAAAGAAGCAGGAGUCGUGACAGGCACCAAAGAUAUGAAAGAGAAAGAAGCAGGAGUCGUGACAGACAACAAAGAUAUGAAAGAGAAAGAAGCAGGGAUCGUGACAGGCACCAAAGACAUGAAAGAGAUCGAAGUAGAAGUCGCGAGAGACACCAAAAACGUGAUAGAGAAAGAGAUAGAAAUAAGUACAAUUCCAGGAGUCAUCGAGACCGAAGGUGAUAACCAAGCUUUUACUAUGAUGGGUGUUUUCAAAAGCUUACAUAUGGGUGAUGUUUGACCGUGUUAAGUCUGGUUUCCAUAGAAUCGUACACAGUCGCUACAGCGUUCUCGCAUCAAACCUUGUACUGCGUAGCUACAACUAACGCAAUCAGGAAUGCUUCUCUGAUUCAACUGGCCAACCAGCGUUGCCAA